AGCCCAGGGCUGUCCCCAAAGGCAUCCAGUCCUAGCCGGGACCAGGCAAGCUCACACCUCAGACAGUCCCCCCAGUGCACAUCUACAUGGAAGGAAAGUGAGACUGAGAAAGUGUGUUGUUUCCUAGGGACGCUGUGGAACACUGAUGGGUGAGGAGGUCCAUGCAGAAGAAGGGGACAGCUGAUUAGAGGACACAGUACUAAGUGACUGGAGUGGCUGCUCAGAGACAGGCUUUCAAACUUUGAAACUGAGCAGAGUCAACAGAAAGUGGUCUCUGUAGUGAAGAUUAGCGUGAACAACUCUCCACUUGAUUGAAGGAACAUAAAGAUUUCAGCUUUUCCUUGUGAGUGAAUGCACACGGUGAAGCCAGGGUCAGGCAGGAAAUCCAUCCCUCGCUGCAGAAGGAUUAACAGGAUGUUGUCCAAUGAGUCCCUGCACGCUCCGGCCUUCAACCGCUCCAACUCUCAAGCCUCCAUCGACAGCGCAUCCGUGGAGGAUUUCUGGCGGGAAAUAGAAAGCAUCAAUGAGAGCAGCAUUGGGGUGCAGAGGGAGCAGCCCCCCGCGGAGGCCAAGCCGCUGGCCGAAGGUGAGCUGGAGGCAGAAUGGCUCCAGGACGUGGGGCUGUCCACGCUGCUGUCCGGGGAGGAAGAAGAAGACGGCAAGGCCCUGCUCUCCACACUGACGCGAACGCAGGCGGCCGCAGUGCAGAAGAGGUACCACACCUACACGCAGACGCUGCGCAGGAAGAGCAAGCCUUCCGUGAGGGACGUCAGGGACGUCUUCAGGGUCAGUGAGGCUCCGCCGGAUGCUUCUUGUGACAACCAUACUACACAGAUAGCUGGUACCCUGGAAGAAAAGCAGCUGCCAGAAGUCAUCAAAGCAAGGGACCCAGUGCUGCAGGAGGCAACUCUCAACAGUCCUACCCUGAGCAAUGGGUCCCAGGAGGAGCAAGGGAGCUUCACAGAGCCUGAGCAUGGCUCCGUGCCCUUGCUCGAGGCCAUCCCGGAUGCACCGGUCCACUCCAACGGCGCCGCCGAGUCCGGACAGAUGGUUCCGCGCGCACUGAGUGAUGCUGACUAUCUGGAAAAGGACAUUCCAACAGAGGCUGAAGAGCUGUCCUUUGAAGUGUCAUACUCGGAGAUGGUUACAGAGGCCCCAAAAAGAAAUAAACUGAAGAAGUCAGAAAUUAAGAAAGAAGACUAUGCUUUAACUAAAUUUACCAUUCAGAAGACCAGAUUUGGGCACACGGAAGCAGGAGACCUGUCAGCUGAAGACAUGAAGAAGAUCCGCCAUCUCUCUCUGAUCGAGUUGACCGCCUUUUUUGAUGCCUUUGGGAUUCAACUGAAAAGAAACAAAACAGAGAAAGUGAAAGGACGAGACAACGGGAUCUUCGGAGUUCCACUUACCGUGCUCCUAGACAAUGACCACAAGAAGGACCCUGCGGUGAAAGUCCCCCUUGUACUGCAGAAAUUUUUUGAGAAAGUCGAGGAGUCAGGCCUGGAAUCUGAAGGCAUUUUUCGGCUCUCGGGAUGCACUGCCAAAGUCAAGCAAUACCGUGAAGAGCUGGAUGCCAAGUUCAACACCGAUAAGUUUAAAUGGGACAAAAUGUGCCACAGAGAAGCUGCGGUGAUGUUGAAGGCAUUCUUCCGAGAACUGCCCGCCUCUCUCUUUCCCGUGGAGUACAUACCUGCCUUCGUCGCUCUGAUGGAAGGUGGGUCCCACGUCAGAGUGCAGCUGCAAGCCCUGCACCUCAUGGUCAUGGCGCUGCCAGAUGCCAACAGGGACACAGCCCAGGCCCUCAUGACGUUCUUCAACAAAGUGAUUGCCAACGAAUCCAAAAACCGCAUGAGCGUGUGGAACAUCUCCACGGUGAUGGCGCCCAACCUCUUCUUCAGCAGGGGCAAGCACUCGGACUGUGAGGAGCUGCUCCUGGCCAGCACCGCGGCCCACAUCCUCCGCCUCAUGCUCAAGUACCAGAAGAUCCUGUGGAAGGUUCCAUCUUUCCUCAUUGCUCAAGUCCGCAGGAUGAACGAGGCCACAAUGCUGCUGAAGAAGCAGCUCCCGAGUGUGAAGAAACUGCUGAGGAGGAAGACCAUGGAGAGGGAGGUUACAAGCCCCAAGGCCUCAAAGGUACUACAAAAAUCGUCCUCCACAAGAAGAAUGUCUGACGUGCCGGACGGAGUCAUAAGGGUCCACGCUCCGCUUUUCUCCAAGGUGUCCAUGGCCAUUCAGCUGAACAGCCACACCAGAGCCAAAGACAUCCUCGCUAAGUUCCAGUUUGAGAACAGUCAUGGUUCAUCAGAACGUAUUAAGAUUCAGAACCAAAGGUUAUAUGAAGUUGGAGGAAAUAUAGGACAGCAUUGCCUGGAUCCAGAUGCAUAUGUAUUGGAUGUAUAUCGUGUGAAUCCUCAUGCAGAAUGGGUGAUUAAGCCACAACCAAGCCCUUGAAAGACCCCCAAGGGGCUGUUUCUGCAUGUUGUCACCUGAGAAGCUCUUACUUGUGGUGGGGAGAGCAAGAUUGCCUGGACGUGCCUGUCCCUGUGCCUGUCCCUGCCGCCCUUGUCCCGAGGGCUCUCCAGCUUUGUCACUGUGAACUAUGGAGAAGAGGCUUCAGCACUCCAGCCAAACUUUCUCCACAUUUCUUUGAUAAAGGAAGAAGACGGGCCCCUUCCAGAAGGCAGGCACCGUGGCCUGUGGAGCUCCGUCAUUUCUCGUGUCUGAUUCUGCAGCAGACAUGAGCGUGACCUGGGGACAAGUGGCGCCUCCUUCUGGAGCCAGUGCUACCAACGAGAGAGAGAGACUCUGUUCGGGUUUUUUUCAGUACUUAUGUUAUAUGCAUAUAUUGACUUUUUUUGGUAAGAGUGCCAGAAACAGCCUUAAUUUCUCCCCUAUAAGAUUCUCCACAUCUGUUUUCCAAAGGGAAUCAGUUUCUAAAGUGAAACAGACACUGUUUAUGCCCGGCAUGACUCCUGGAUUGGAGGAGGAACUUCCUUCUAAAGAAAACUGUCACUCCAAAUGUCACGCCGAGUGACGGCUGUCAUCAGUGUACAGAGAGCGUUUCUGUGUGCCCGAGUAUCAAAGUGAUGUUUUGUGGCUUGGCGCCUUUUGAGGACACUGCCCACGGAGCAUCGGUGCGGCACAGCAUCCAGCCCUCCUGGGCCCUGCGCUCCCAGUCGCAGCCCCUGCCUCCCUCCGCAGCCCUGCUCAGGGAGAACCCGCCCUGUGCCAGGCGAUUUCCUUCUGCAAUCACACACACUUGGUGGUUUUUGCUGUUUUUCACAUUUCAUGAUUGUAGGGAGUGAUUUCUUCCUGCAGCCCCACCUGAAAACACAGAAUUGCUUUUACUUGAGAGUGCUAAAAAAUACCCUUCCCUCCAGGUUUCACAAGCUCUCCAUACAGAGGUUGCUUUUGUUCAUUAACUGUGGACAUGGCCGAGGCCUGAGGAGGAACAGCAGGCAGCGGGUGGGGUCAGGUGCGCACUGGGAAGCCGCAGU
Molecule: messenger RNA, 3494 nt
Organism: Octodon degus (degu)
Lineage: Eukaryota; Metazoa; Chordata; Mammalia; Rodentia; Octodontidae
Gene: Arhgap28
Product: Rho GTPase activating protein 28
Exons: 18
Coding region: 352-2448 (698 amino acids)
Biological process (GO): regulation of actin filament polymerization; signal transduction; negative regulation of stress fiber assembly
Cellular component (GO): cytoplasm
Molecular function (GO): GTPase activator activity
Source: RefSeq, a predicted model, not a curated record